AUCCGCGCCGGUGGUUUGACUGCGGGAAACCGAUCUCCCUCCCUCCCUCCCCCCAAAUUCUCAGCUACUGUUGGUUUACUAAAUAUAUUCAAAGAAUAUUCGGAUCGUCCCAUAUAGAUCCACGCCAAGGAAUCUGGAGUACUUUGUUAUAAAUGCUUCAUAUAUUAACGAUAAGAAAUAUCUUCCUUGAAAUUUGUGCCAAGCUUUUCUUCUGUGGGGAAGAGAAGGAAACAUAAAUCAGCUCCAAUGGCUUCUCCCGGCCUUAUUCCUUUAGUUUUCCUGCUGCUUGUUGUUCAUUGCUCUGCAAGAGUUCUUUACCCACUCCCUAGCCGAAGAAAUGAUAGAAACCGACAACCGAUCCAGACGUUUCGCCCUUACAACGUUGCGCAUCGCGGUUCGAAUGGAGAAAUUCCUGAAGAAACUACCGCUGCAUACAUGAGAGCUAUUGAAGAAGGUGCUGAUUUCAUCGAGACGGAUAUCUUGGCAUCGAAAGACGGUGUGCUUAUAUGCUUCCAUGAUGUAACCCUAGAUGAUACUACCGACGUAGCCAACCACACGCAAUUUGCCGAUCGAAAGAGGACAUAUGAGGUUCAAGGCGAUAAUAUUACUGGCUAUUUCUCAGUUGACUUCACAUUAGAAGAGUUGAAGUCAUUGCGAGUGAAGCAGAGAUACUCUUUUCGGGAUCAGCAGUAUAAUGGCAAGUUCUCCAUUAUCACAUUCGAAGAGUUCAUAUCGAUAGCUCUGGACGCACCCCGUGUUGUUGGAAUAUAUCCAGAGAUAAAGAAUCCCGUUUUCAUCAAUCAACGUGUAAAGUGGUCUGGUGGAAAGAAAUUCGAGGAUAAAUUUGUGGAGACGCUAAAAAAGUAUGGAUACAAAGGUUCUUAUUUAUCAAAGGAAUGGCUGAAACAACCUGCUUUUAUUCAGUCGUUUGCACCAACAUCUCUUACAUACAUAUCAAACCACACUGACCUGCCCAAGAUUUUUCUUAUUGAUGAUACUACGAUACCAACUCAAGACACAAAUCAGUCAUUCUGGGAGAUCACUUCAGAUGAUUAUCUCGACUACAUCAAAGAAUAUGUUGUGGGAAUCGGACCGUGGAAAGAUACCCUCGUUAUUGCAUCAAAUAACUAUCUCCAAACUCCCACCGACCUCGUAGCCAGAGCACAUGCCCACAACCUCCAGGUGCACCCGUACACAUUCAGAAACGAGAACCAGUUUCUGCACUUCAACUUCAGCGAAGACCCGUAUAAUGAAUACGAGUAUUGGAUAAAGAAAGUGGGGGUCGAUGGACUGUUUACAGACUUCACGGGGAGCCUCCAUCAGUAUCAAGAAUGGACAACACCUUUCUCAAAUGGAGAAGAAGAUGCAAAUAAACUUCUAGAUAGGAUUGUUUCAUUGAUAUCCAAGUUCAAGCGCACCUAGUUAGUUUUUCCUUCUUUCGUAGAUUCGUAUUAUAAUCCCAAAUUUGCCCUUUGUACAAUCUCUAUUUUAGUCCCACAUAUACAUACAUAUAUAUGUGGAGAUUACAAGAAAUUGGAUCGACAUUUUUUUAUUGGAGAUAACGAAAAAUGCCUUGUAAAGAAAGAGAACAAUGUGGUGUUUCGUUUUCUUUUAAUAAGUAAUUGCAUUUGGAUAUGUCUAUACAAAAACAAAAGGGCCAAAUCAUUAUGUAUUCGAUGAGUCGUUGUUUCCAUGUCUAUGCUAUAUUGGGUACCAUGAAUCUCUUUACGUUUA
This is a messenger RNA of Erythranthe guttata (spotted monkey flower), 1734 nucleotides long. RefSeq names its product glycerophosphodiester phosphodiesterase GDPD6. Gene Ontology annotation, cellular component: vacuole. Gene Ontology annotation, molecular function: glycerophosphodiester phosphodiesterase activity. Lineage: Eukaryota; Viridiplantae; Streptophyta; Magnoliopsida; Lamiales; Phrymaceae. The record is from RefSeq and is a predicted model, not a curated record. Gene Ontology annotation, biological process: lipid metabolic process.